Messenger RNA from Racocetra persica, 506 nucleotides. The record is from the annotation of a GenBank genome assembly. Lineage: Eukaryota; Fungi; Glomeromycota; Glomeromycetes; Diversisporales; Gigasporaceae.
AUCCCAACAAAACAUGAUCUAUUACGUUUUAGAUAUCCAGAUCUAGGUAAUGGUAUGGGAUUAAAAGUGGGAGAUAUCUAUGCAAUAGGAGAGAUAAUCGAUGAGGUCGACUCAGUAACAGGAUUAUAUGUUUUACGUGCACAGGUAACGAAUAAAACAUACGGGAUCACAACAUGGGUCAAGUUUACAAACUUCAAGGUGUUUUUUGAUGUUCUCAUAUCACCCAAUCACCCAAAUCCCAAAGAGUAUUAUAAUAUUUUAAUCAAAACAAUGGAAUACACAAAUGCUAAACAUCCUAAUGGCGCAUGGGUAAGGAUGACCAGUUUAAUAAAGGAUUACCCGAUAGUUAAACGUAAUGAUGGUAAAGAGUAUUUACGAAUUAGAUUCACAGAUCAUAACUCACUUAGUGGUAAAUAUAGACAAUUUAUCACUCGUAGUCGAAUAUACACGAAUGGGAAAGAAGACUAUUUCCAUGUUUCAGGUUUCUUUAUACUUAAGGAUGAAAC